This is a messenger RNA of Poeciliopsis prolifica (blackstripe livebearer), 2382 nucleotides long. RefSeq lists its product as uncharacterized. The record is from RefSeq and is a predicted model, not a curated record. Gene Ontology annotation, molecular function: glyoxylate reductase (NADPH) activity; NAD binding; hydroxypyruvate reductase [NAD(P)H] activity. NCBI's taxonomy places the organism in Eukaryota, Metazoa, Chordata, Actinopteri, Cyprinodontiformes, Poeciliidae. Gene Ontology annotation, cellular component: cytosol.
AUGCAAUGUCUCCGCCAAGUCCGGUGCGUGACAAUCCGGGCUGCAGCUCCAACACACAGGCUUCUUAAAGUGACAAACCUACUCAGAUCUGCAGAUGCAAGCACGCUGCAGCGGAAAAAGGAGAUGACAGACAACAAACCAUGGGUUCUGAUCUCAAAGGUUGGGGACAAGGGCUUCCACGAGGACGUCGUUGACAUUAUCAACCAACACUUCCACAUCAUCUGCCUCGAGGAGUUUCUACAAAACCCGGCCCUGCACGGCCCUAAAAUCCAGGGCAUGUUUAUGUGGAACUACAGUCCUGCGGCCGAGCCUUCCCUGCUGAGCCGCCUGCCAUCGCUGAAGGUGAUCGCCAACGGAGGAGUGGGCAUCGACCAUCUGGACGUGCCGUACAUCAACAGCUUUGGGGUGAAGGUCGCCAACACUCCCGGCGUGGUGAGCGACGCCACUGCAGACAUGGCCAUGGCGCUCCUUCUGGCUUCAGCAAGGACGGUCCUAGAGGGUCACCUGAUAUCGGUUGAUUCCAAGACCACCCAUGUACCACAAAGCCUUAUGGGAGUUGAAGUCACAGGUUCAACUCUGGGGAUCAUUGGAAUGGGACACAUCGGGUAUAAAGUUGCUCAGAGAAGCAGAGGUUUCAACAUGAGGAUCCUUUACCACAACAGAAACAGAAGAAGUAUCGAAGACGAGCAAGCAGUCGGGGCAAGUUACUGUGAGAAACUGGGCGACCUGCUGAAAGAGUCCGACUUCGUGGUGGUGGUGGUGAACCUGACCCCUGACACCACCGGCCUCAUCAGCCACAGAGAGCUGUCACUCAUGAAACCCACAGCCACACUCGUAAACGUCAGCAGAGGUCUGGUUGUGGAUCAGGACGCUCUCGUCAAAGCUCUGACGUCUGGAACGAUACGAGCUGCAGCUUUAGACGUGACUCACCCCGAACCUCUACCCAGGAAUCAUCCGCUCCUCACCCUCCCCAACGUGCUGAUAACGCCCCACAUUGGGACCAACACUCGUGGGACGAUAAGAAAGAUGGUGCAGAUGAUGGUGGACAAUGUUUUGGCAGCAGUGAAAGGCGAAGCUGUUCCUAAUGAGGUGAAAGCAAAAAUAAGUUCCUCUUCUGGUGACAAGCUCAAGACAAUGUAAUUUUUUUUGGUCCUUUUUUACUUGCAACUUUCACACAUUGACCCAAUUCUUUGACAUUUUGAGCUUCAAUGCUGCCAGUUUUAGUCCUGCAGUUACUCAGGAAGACAUUUAUGGGCAGAAAUCAUUUCUCCUCAUAAUAACUUUAGUUUUUUUGUGUGUCAUAAAGCAAGCACAAUAAAUCUACUGUAUUUUCUCGUAAUUUAAUUGCUACCUUUAUUGCUAUGCAUUUGAUAAUGACAAAAAAAUAUAUAUAAAUAAAAUUAUGAGCUUAAAUUUAUCAUUAAUGCAUAGUGUUUUUUUCAAAUUAAUAUGAUUAAAUAUAUACUUUAUUUUUAUUUGUUUACUGUUAUUUUCUUGUAGGGAUUGUCGAAAGACUAAUCAGAAUCUUUAAGCUGAUUUAUUCAGUUGAAGUAUUUUCUCCUAAUUAAUGUAAUCGUGUAUGUUUUAGUCUUUGUGUGUAAGAUUGAUAAAGUGAUUUGACACUUUUGAAAAGUUUGAGACCCUGAUAAAAAAAUAAUAUGUUUCCAUCUUUUAAGGAACAUUUAUAUGGUCCAAAUAAACUGGAAAAGAAACUUGUGCAAAAGUUUUACAAAUGUUCUUAAUUUUGUUCUGGACUCGGGUCAGACUGGUCUAAAAAAAAACAACUUUAAUUUUACUCUUGUGAAGCUCUAUAGAAUUUCAGCUUAUGUUUUGACUCAAACUGCCAUUCGGAAACAGGAAAUUUCAAUUUUUUAGCAGAAGCUUAAAUGCUUUUUAUCUGGUAUUUGGAAAAGUUGGUACAAAAGUUCAACAAACCACUUUCUUUUUUUUUUAAUUCUCAAGUUUCUCAGUGUCACUGCAGGCCUCUUUGCAGCCUCUCUGACCAGUUUUCUUCUUGUCUUCCUAUCGAACAUGAACAUGAAGAAAUCUUGCUUUUAUACUGUGACUUUUUCCCCAUAUUUUUUCCAAUAACUCAUGACGACCAUACUGUACACAUGUUGUGUGGGAUGUAUGGGAUUGUUUUAUACUCUUCUUCUUUUAAUGAUAUCUUUAAGAUCCUUUCAAACCUCAACUUGGCUAAACUUUAUUUUGGGUCAAAUUUGUGCAACCAGGUCUUUGUUUCUUUCCUUUUUCUUUAACUCAUGUCAUGCAUUUUAUCAUGUUUGUAUCAGCAUUAGCCGUCAAUACUGCUGGUAGGUUGUUACAAGUGCAGCCUUUGUCCCUGGUGUGUCGUUGAAAUAAAUUAAAUUUCAUGAACUAUUG